Pongo pygmaeus (Bornean orangutan) is the source of this 923-nucleotide messenger RNA. RefSeq names its product tripartite motif-containing protein 54-like. The transcript is spliced from 4 exons. The record is from RefSeq and is a predicted model, not a curated record. NCBI's taxonomy places the organism in Eukaryota, Metazoa, Chordata, Mammalia, Primates, Hominidae. The coding region runs from base 75 to 923 and encodes 282 amino acids.
GUUCUAGCAUCUGGCCAGGGCGGCAGCCUGAGAGCCAUGGAGCCGCUGGGUGCAGCACUGUCCUGCCCGUGUGCAUGAAGCUGCUUACAUUGCCUGCACUGCUGCUCUCCUGUUCCCACAACUUCUGCAAACAGUGCCUGGAGCUGAUCUUGGUUUGCCAGAAUUGCACCCAGGUCCAGGGACGGUUCUGUUAUCCAGUGUGUAGGCAAGACAUUUAUUUGAAGGGCAGGGGAACAAAUGGAUUGCAGGGAAACAUCCUGGCUGAAAAUAUCUUGGAAAAGCUUAAGGAAGUACUUGAGACACUUCACACUGGGGAGCAAAACCAGCUCGCUCAGAUGUGUGAAAAGCGUGCAGAAAUCAUGAAUCUGAUGUGCCUAAGUGAUGAAAAGCCAAUAUGCAGGAUAUUCAAACCCUCUGGGGACUACAGUUCCUACCAGGUAGCCAAGAUUGCUGAUGUGUACACAGAGAGGAAAGCUAGCUUUGCUGAGGACAUUCAGCAGGUACUGCAGAGAUCUCAGAGCACAGCCCAGGAAACGGAGGUAUGGCUUGAAUGGUUCCUCUCCUGUCCCCACAUUAACAGGAAGACAAUGUUUGGUUCUGGUUUCAACAGUUUUCUCUUCAGAGCACUAGGCCAACAAAGGACACAGAGAGGCUCAUCAGACCUGUCCACCAGCACCACCAGCACAUGGACCAUGAUCAAAACCAUCGGAAACUGCCUGAUCAGCGGCAUCCACAGCCGCAGCCACAUGGUUACCUCAAAGCAGGAGCUGGAGCAUGCCUCCGAGUUGGAGAGGCUGCAGUGGGUGGCCCGGGACCUCGCAGCCCCCCGCCAGCUCUGCCACCAGAUGCUGAGGCUCCUGCAGCAGCACCGGAAUGCGAUACAGUUUCUGGAAGAAAGGACAAAAAGUUCAGGACGGAGAUGA